Molecule: messenger RNA, 5190 nt
Organism: Knipowitschia caucasica
Lineage: Eukaryota; Metazoa; Chordata; Actinopteri; Gobiiformes; Gobiidae
Source: the annotation of a GenBank genome assembly
AUGACCUAUGACCUGGCUAGUGCUGUGGUAAGAAUAUUUAAUUUGAUAGGGAUGAUGCUGCUGCUAUGUCACUGGGAUGGCUGUCUCCAGUAUUUGGUGCCUCUCCUCCAAGAGUUCCCCCCGGACUGCUGGGUGUCCCUGAACGGAAUGGUUGUAAGUGUUGUGGGGGUUGUGUGGGUUGGGGGGUUGGGGGUUGGGGGGUUGGGGGUGUGUGUGGGUGUGUUUGUGGGUUGGGUUGUGUUGGUGUUUGGUUGUGUUGGUUGUGUUUUGUUGUGUGUGUGGGGUUGGGUGUGUGUGGUGGGGUUGUUGGGGUUUGUGGGGUGGGGUGUUGUUGGGGUUUGGGUUGUGGGUGUGGGUGUGGGUUUGGGUGGGGGGGGGGGGUUGUGGGGUGGGUGUGGUGUGGGGGUGGGUUGGGGGGGGGUGUGGUGGGGGGUUGGUUGGUGUGGGGUGGGUGGUGGGUGUGUGGGUUGGUGGUUGUGUGUGUGUUUGGUGUGGGGUUUGGUGGUGGGGUUUGGUGUGGUGUGGUGGUGGGGUUGUGGUGGGUUUGGUGGUGGGUUGGUUGGGGUUGGGGUUUGGUGGUGGGGGGUUAGUGGUGUGGGGUUGGUGUGGUUUGUGGGGGUUUGGUGUUGGUUUGUUGGGGGGUGGGGGUUUGUUGUGGGUGGGGUUGGUGGUGGGGUUUGUGGGUGGUGUUUGGUGUGGUUUGGUGGUGGGUUUGGUGGUGGGGUUUGGUGGGUGGGGGGUUGGUGGUUUGUUGGGUGGGGUUUGGUGGUGGGGGGGGUGGGGGUGGGGGGGGGGGGGGUGGUGGGGGUGGGUUGGGUGGGGUGGGGGGGUGGGGGUGUUUUGUGUGUUGGGGGUGGGUGUGGGGGGGGUGGUGGGGGGUUGUGGGGUGGGUGGUGUGUGUUGGGGUGGUGGGUGUGGUGGGGGGGGUUGGGGGGGGGGUUGGGUUGUUGGGGGUUGUUUGGAGGUGUGGGGGUUGUAUUUUGGGGGGUUUGUUGGGGGGUUUUGUGGUUGGGUUGGGUGGUUGAGUGGGUUGGUGGGGGGUGGGGGAUUGGGUGUUGGGGUUGUGGGGGGGGGGUUUGUGUGGGUGUUUGGUGGUGGGGGGUUGGGUGGGGGUGGUGUGUGGGGGGGGGGGGGUGUGUGGGUGGUGUGGUGGGGGGUGUGGGGGGGUGGGGGUUGAUGAUUGGGGGGGUUUUGGGGUGGGGGGGGGUUUGGGGGGGUUGGGGUGUUGUGGUUGUGGGGGUGGUGUUGGGGGUGGUGGGGGGGGUGGGGGGGGUGUUUGGGGGGGGGGGGGGUUGGUGGUGGUGGGGUUGGGGGGGUUGGGGUGGGGGGGGGGGGGUGGGGUGGUGGGGGGGGUGGGGGGUUGGGGGGGGGUUGUGGGUGGGGUGUGUGGGUGGGGGGUGGUGUGGUGGGUGUGGGGGGUGGGGGUGUUGGGUGUGGUGGGGUUGGUUUUGGGGGUGUGUGUGGGUGUGGGUGUUUGUGUUUGGGGUGGGGGGGGGGGGGGGGUUGGUGGUGGUUGGGUGGGUUUGGGGGUUGGGUGUGUGGUUGGUGUGUUUGGGUUUGGUGUUGUUUGGGGGGUGGGGUGGGGGGGGUGGGUUGUGGGGGGGGUUUUUUGGGGUUGGGUUUGUGGGGUGUGUGGUGGGGGGGGGGGGGGGGGGGGGGGGGGGUGGGGUGGUGGUGGGUGUGGUGGGGGGGGGGGGGGGGGGGGGGUGGGGGGGUGGGGGGGGGUGGGGGUUGGGGGGUUUUUGGGGAGGGUGGGUUGGGUGUGGUUGGGGGUGGGGUGGGGGGUUGGGGGGGUUGGGGGUGGGGGGGGGGGGUGUGUUGGGGGUGGUGUUGGGGGUGUUUUGGGGGGGUUGUGGGUGGGGGGUGUGGGGGUUGGGUGGGGGUUUUGGGGUUGGGUGGGGGGGGGGGGUUGGGGGGGUGGGGGGGGUUGUUUGGGGGGGUUGUGGGUGUGUGGUGGGGGGGGGGGGGGGUGGUUUUUGGGGUGUUGGUUUUGUUGUUGGUGGUGGUGUGGGUGGGGUGUGGGUGGGGGUUUGGGUUUGGGUGUGGUGGGGGUUGUGGUGGUGUGGGGGGGGGGGGGGUGGGGGGUGGGGUGGGGGUUUUGGGUGGGUGGGGUGGGGUUUGGGGGGGGGGGGGGGGGUGUGGUUGGUGUGGUGGUUGUGGGGUGUUUGGUGGGUGGGUGGGGGUUGGUGGGGGGGGGUGGUGGGGGGGGUGGUGGUUGUUGGUUGGGGGUUGGGGGUGGUUGUGUGGGGGGGUUGGGGUUGGUGUGUUUGUUUGUGGGGGUUGGGUGGUUGGGGUGUUGUGUUGGUGUGGGUGGUGUUUGGGGGGGGGGGGGGUUUGUGGGGGGUGGGUGGGUUUGGUUGGUGGGGGUGUGUGGGUGUUGGGGGGUGGGGGGUGGGGGGGGGGUGUGUGUGGUGGUGGUGGUUGGGGGGGGGGGGGGGUGGGGGGGGUUUGUGGGGGGGGUGGUGUGGGGUUUGUUGUGGGGGGGGGGGGGGGGGGUGGUUGUGUGGGGUGGUUGGGUUUUGUUUGUUUGGGGUGGGUGGUGUGUGGGGGGGUGGGGUGGGGUGUUUGGUUGGGUGUGUGGGGUGUGGGGUGGUGUGGGGGUGGUUGGGUUGUGGGUGGUUGUGUGUGGGUGUUGGGGGGUGGGGGGGUGGGUGUGGGGGGUUGGGGGGGUGGGGGGGGGUUGUGUUGUUGGGGGUGUGUUGGUGGGGGGGUGUGGGUGGGGGGUUGGGGGUGGGUGGGGGUUGUUGGUGGGUGGGGGGGUGGGUGGUGUGUGUGGUGUUGGGUGUGUUGGUUUUUUGUGUGGGGGGGUGUGGUUGGUGGGGGGGGGUGGUUGUGUGUGGUUGGGGUGGUGUGUUGGGGGGGGGGGGUUUGUGGGGGGUGGGUGGUGUUGGUUGGUGGGGGGGGGUGUGUGUGUUGGGGGGGGGGUGGGGGGUGGGGGGGGGGUUGGGGUUUGGGGGUGGUGUUGUGUGGUUGUUGUUGGGGGUUGGGGGUGGGUGUGGGUUUUUGGGUGGGUUUUGGGUGGGUGGGGUGGUGGGGGUGGUGGGGUGUGGUGGGUGGGGGGUGGGGUGGUGGGGGGUGGUGGGGGUGGUGGGGGUUGUGUGGGUGGUGGUGGGGGGGUUUGGGGGGUUGGUGGGGGUGUUUUUGUGGUGGGGGGGGGGGGGGGGGGGGGGGGGGGGGUUGGUGGGGGGUGGGUUGGUGGUGUGGGGUUUUGUGGGGGGGGGGUUGGGGUGUGGUGGGGGGGGGGGGGGGGGGUGGGGGGGGGUUGGGGGUGGGGGUGUUGGGGUGGGUUGGUGGUGGGUGGGGGGGGGGGGGUGGUUGGGUGGUGUGUGGUUGUUGUUUUUUGUUUGGGGGGGGGGGGGGGGGGGGGGGGGGGGGGGGGGGGUGUGGUGUUGGGGGGGUUGUGUGUGUGUGGUGGGGUGUGUGGGGGGUUUGUGGGUGGGGUGGGGGGGGGGGGGGGGGGGGUGGGGUUGUUGGGGUGGUGGGUGGGUUGGGGGGGGGGGGUGGGGGGGGGGUGGGGUUGUGUGUGGGGUGGGGGGUUGUGGGGGUGGGGGUGGGGGUGGUGUUUUGGGUGGGGGGGGGGGGUGGGGGGGGGGGGGGGUUGGUUGUGUGUGGGUGGGGGGGUGUGUGUUUGGUGUUUUGGUGGGUGGGUUGGGGGGGUGGGGGGUGUGGUUGGGGGGUUUGGUUUGUUUGUGGGGGGGGGGGGGGGGGGUUGGUGGUGGUGUGUUUUGUUUGGGUGGGGGGUGGUGUUGGGGUUGUUUGUGGGGGGGUGGUUUGUGUUGUUGGUGUGGUUGGGGGUGUGUUGGGGGUGUGGGGGUUGGUGGGGGUGGGUGGGGGGGGUGGUGGGGGUGGUGGUGUUUGUUUUUUGUGUUGGGUGUGGGUGUUGUGUUUUGGUGGGGUGGUUUGUUUUUUGGGGGGUGGUGGGGGGGGGUGGUGGGGUGGGGGUGGGUGGGGGGUGGGUGGGGGGGGGGUGGGGGUUGGGUGGGGGGGUGGUGGGUGGUGGGGGGGGGUGGGGGGGGGUGGGUGGUGGGGGGGGGGGGGGGGGGGGGGGGUGGGGUGGUGGGGGGGGGGGGGUGGGGGGUGGGGGGGGGUUGGUUGUGGUUGGUGGUGGUGUGGUGGUGUGGUUGGGUGUGGUUGGUUUGGUGGUGUGUGGUUGGUGGUGUUUUUGGUUUGUGGUUUUGUGGUUGGGGGGUGUGGUGUGGGUUGGUGUGUUUUGGUUUGGGGGUGGUGGUGUGGUGGUGGUGGUGGUUUGUUGGUUGGUGUUGUGGUUGUGGUGUUUGUGGUUGGUGGUUUUUGGUGGUUGGUGUUGUGGUUGGGUGUUUUUGGUUGGUGUUUUUGUUGUGGUGUUGUUUGUGUUGGGGGUGUUUUUGUGGUGUGUUUGUGGUUGUGUGGUGGUUGUGUUGGGUUGGUUUGUGGUUGGUUUGUUGUGGUUGGGGGUGGUGUUUGGUGUGGGGUUUGUGGGGUUGUGUUUGGGGGGGGGGGGGGGUGGGUUUUGGGGUGGGGGUGGUUGGUGGGGGGGUUGUGGUGGGGGGGGUGGGGAGGGUUGGGGGGGGAGUGGGGGGUUGGUGUGGUGGGGUGGGUGGGGUGUGGGGGUUUGGUGUGUGGGGGUUGGGUUUUUGGGUUUGUGUGGGGUUUUUUGUUGUUUGUGGGGGUUUUUUGUGGUUUUGUGUGGUGUGGUGUUUUGUGGGUUGGUGUUGGUGGGGUGGGGGGGGUUGGGGGGGGUUUGUGGUGUGUGUGUGGUGUAGGGUGAUGGGUGUUGAGGGUGUGUGUGUGGUGUGUGUGUUGGUGUUUAUGGGUGUUGUUGGGGUUUGUGGUGUGGUUGUGUGUGUGGGUGUGUGUGGGUGUGUGUGGGGGUGGUGUGUGUGGGGUGUGUUGGGGUGUGUGUGUGUGUUGUGGUGUGUGUGGUGUGUGUGGGGGGUGUGUGUGGGGGUUGUAGUGAUGUGUGGGUGUUGUGGUUGUGUGUGGUGUGUUGGGGUGUGUGUGGUGUGUGUGGUUGUGUGGUGUUUGUUUUGUGGUGGGGGUUGGGGGUUGGGGUGGUUGUUGUGGGGGGGUGAUAUUGGGUGGGGUGUGGGUGGUGUUGGGGUUUGGUUGUGGGAUGGGGGUUGGGGUGGGGGUGUGGUGGGGGGGGGUGUGGGUGGGGGUGGGGGGGGUUUUGGGGGGGGGGGGGGUUUGGUGGGUGGGGGUUGGGUGUAG